Messenger RNA from Ostrea edulis (European flat oyster), 2980 nucleotides. RefSeq lists its product as uncharacterized. The transcript has 12 exons. The record is from RefSeq and is a predicted model, not a curated record. Gene Ontology annotation, molecular function: kinase activity. The coding region runs from base 1 to 1413 and encodes 470 amino acids. NCBI's taxonomy places the organism in Eukaryota, Metazoa, Mollusca, Bivalvia, Ostreida, Ostreidae.
AUGCUGUACAAUUUGGUUGUGGAAGGUUUAGAAACCAAAAUGAUUUUAGACGAAGAAAGUUUAAGAUUUGAAUCAAAUGGAACUGAAAGUACCAGUUACCCGUUCGAUGAUAUCAUAGGAUGUGAAGAGAUAGUGACGGGAUGGUUUUGGAAGACCGAGAUAACUCGGGUGUGGCUAAUUGAACACGGUCCUUCGAACUUAUUAUUGAAGAAAUGCAGGAAUGUGUCUGGGGAUCAAAGAAAACGUUUUCAACACGAUUUAACAAACAAAAUAUCCAAUGAAACAAAGCGUCCAAAAAGAGUUUUAGUAAUGAUCAACCCCAUCGGCGGCAACGGUACUGCAAAGAAGGAUUUCAAAGACAUCAUCGAGCCGGUUUUCAGACUUUCGAGAAUAUCAAUGAAGACAAUCUUGUCUGAGCAUCAUCGACAUUUAAUUGAUGUUGCCAACACUUAUGACUUUACAAAUACCGAUGGGAUCGUACUACUGGGAGGUGACGCGACAUACCAUGAAGUACUCAACGUAUUGACGAGAAAGAGACAGGAGGAACAAGGCGUGGAUAUUAACGAUCAAAAUGCAGCAUUAUCUCCCUUGAACAUUCCAAUAGCAUUGAUACCAACAGGAAGUAGGAAUCAAUGGGCAAGAAGUAACACGGGCACGCAAGAUGUUUUAACGGCUGCUCUUCAUGUAGUCCAAGGUAGAACCGUGUCCUCUAAUUUGCUGGCCCUAUACAGUAAUGACAGACUGAUUAGCUUUGGGUGUGCAGUCUCAACCUACGGAUUCAUUAGGGAUAUCGUCUGUUACUCAGAUAGGAAAUUUCGUUGGCUUGGACGAUUCCGUUACAACCUUCUUUCCAUGUGGAUGAUUCUGUUUAAAUCUCACACACACCAUGUAUACGAUGCCAAAGAUGCAUUCCAUGCAUCAGUCGUUGAACGAUAUAACAAUGAGAACAACGAGACAGAGAUCUUCGUUGAAGGAAGGAAGCUCUCUGGAUUCAGUUCUUUUACUUCUGAGACAGUGGUGUUCAACCGGAGGUUCUGGGAGAUGAUGAUCUUCAACGGAAACAUUGUCUUUGGAAGUAAUGUCGUUCCAGACCCCUCAAGAAUGUUUGCCCCUAAAUUGACGACGUUUUCAUCUAUAAUCAUUUAUGACACCAUGCCACUCGGGUCUGUACGCAGGUUUUUCAGCAAUAUCUUAAACGUGAAACCAAUGGAAGUGUUCAGUGACGAGAUGGAGGUUGUCAAUGCCCGUGGACUCUCUGUGGAAAUUCCAGAACGUUUUGAAGACAUGCACCCGAGUAUGAAGACGUUGAUGAGAAUCAUACUGCCAGAUGGAGAGAUAUACGAACUCGAAUAUCCAUCAUUUCAAAUAUGGUACAAAGAUGACGUUGUGCAGAUCUUCUCAAGUUAUCUGUGAAAUAUCUAUGAUAUACCACAAUAUGUUUAUUUAUCGCGUUAUAGACUAUAUAUGGUUUGUUAGUAUAUCUUGCUUUUAUCAUAUGAAGUCUCCUCAUAUGCAUUGUUUAUCAGCGUUUUUAUCAUACGUUUAUGGAUAUGUCGAAUUUCUUCUUCUGUCAAUAUUGUUUCAUGAUAUGUUUUGUUACAGUUAAUGUUCUUUAUUCUUUUAAAUUAUCGUUUUGCAUUGAGUCCGUAUCUUAUAAACAUCAUUGACAAACUGUGCAAGUCAAAGAGCGCCUUUGAUUCAAAACUUAGACUCUAACAUGGGAUGGUUUCUAGAACAUUUAGUUAUUAUGUACAUAUUUUACGAAUCAUAUGAAUGAUUAUGUCAAUCAUUUGAUUUUUAUAGUCCGCUCUUUAUGUUUACAAAUUAACACACCAAAAUUUAUUCGGCGCUCUUGACACUAGAAAUAACAUUCAAGAAUGAGUUUGAAACGCGCUUAAACUGUCAAUUCUUUGUAUCUAUUAGAAAUCUAGGAUACUUCUGCGCCUUAGAUAAUAAAGACGGAUAACGAUGAUCUAUUAAUCGUAUUAUGUAUGGUAAAUUCCUCACGCAAGGCACUGAAUAUAAUUAUCAUACUAGAACUAUUUUCAUCAUUCACAACACUCCAAACUUUCUCAGUCGGAUCCAAAUCGAGUGAAUUACCCAUGAUUCUAUCAAUUUACUUAAGCAUAGUACCUGGUAAGAGAACAUGAAAGAGAAAAUAAUUUUUAAGACUCAUUCUAGGUUUGUACUUUUGAAAUCAAGAUGCAUCAAGCAUAAAUAUAUUUCAUGAAUUUUACUGUUUUGUAAGUAUAUACAUAUCGUACAUUAACAACAUGCUAGUGCUUAUUAUCGUUCUUUGAUUCCAUCUCUGCAAUAUUCAUUUCAACUAUCGAUUUGUAUAAUCUUCCAUCUACUCUAUACAAGGGAUAUAGCAUAUACUUUUUAAAGUAUAGUUAAGGGUCUUGUUCUUGGUUUUAUCAUAUUUUGUCCCCUUUCCCAAAGGAUGCCUUUAUUGGCAAGUUAGGUUGACAUUGAUGAUGAAUAUGAGAAUAAAAUAGAUAAUGUAAAAAUGACCAACAAACUCCGAACAAAGUUUGGUCAGAAAGGAAAGACAAGAAAUCCAGAAACAACAUAUCCUCAAAUUGUUGUGUAAGCUAUUUUAACUGAUCAGGAUAGAUAUCCGAUUUACAAAUGUACACGUGAGAAGAAAAUGGUGAACAGUGAGAAUGAUUGUUUUACUUUAAACUGAUUGCACCUAAAUCCUAACGAAUAACUUUCGCAGCUAUGGAACUUCGAAAACCAGUAGUGUUUUAAGAAUUAACGUGAAUUUUACUCCUUAUUUAUGAAUAUAUGUAUUAACCAAUAUUUUUCAAAAACAAACAUUGGGUGUUUCAAUGUAUUUUGCUUCUUAAUAAAAGAUGGACUUUUCAACUGGAGAUAAAAACCAACAUGUGAACACAAUGUAAAUAUCACUGAUAGAUCACCAGUUUGAUUAUAAUGUAUAUUAUAAUGAUAUUAUGAUAUCCCAUCUGGUGUGUUG